Spirometra erinaceieuropaei is the source of this 2453-nucleotide messenger RNA. NCBI's taxonomy places the organism in Eukaryota, Metazoa, Platyhelminthes, Cestoda, Diphyllobothriidea, Diphyllobothriidae. The record is from the annotation of a GenBank genome assembly.
AUGGAGAACUGGGCGACGGAUUGCGGCUGGAACUACGGCAACUUCAACCUCCUGUCGGUUCUCUCAACCAUCCGUGAGACCCAGAUCUUUGAUUCGGAUGCCAAAAUGGUUUGAACAGGUUGGCAGACGCUCUAGGAAUGUCUCCCUGACGAGCUUCUCAUUGACAUGAAGCUCAUCACAAAGUGUCUACGUCCUUUUAAUGAGUUUGAUGAGGUUUCGGUCAACCAAACACUCCUCAGGAAUCAACAGGUGACACCGCUGACGACCGAACAGCAUGAAGCCAAAAGAGUGCUGCCUUAAGGUGCGUAUAAGAUUGGUCGGUCGGGGACUCUGGACCAAUAACUUAACCUCUAAGGACAAAGCCUGAACAAGCCUGUUGAAUUUGGUAAUUUCUCUGGUAACGUUCGCAGAGUAAAAUCUUGACUCAGUGAGAAAGAAGUAGAGUUUUGGUCUUUUCGUCCAGAAGUCUGGUAACCACAGUGUUACCACACGAAAAGAACCCGUCAUAGCUGUGGUUGUGGCAGGAACUCAGCGGAAGUGUAAAGCCCAACAAGAUGGAUCGGGCAGAUUAGAUGAAGUAAACGCUUUCGAUGCACAUUUACUAUAGAGAUGGCGCAACCGCAUAUUGUGAAAAUUGCUGGUGCACUGUCCCGACAUAGUCGCCGAUCUCCUUUCCCUCAACUCUCCUCGUAACGCUCAUCCUGCUUGAACUCUAUGUCGGUAGCUUCCACGCCCUCCACUGCAGUUGCCAUCAUCGACGAAUUCCCGGUCAUUUGUAUAGCAGGCACGUUCGCGUCACCUCCCCAUCACCAGUCACCACUUUAGUGGGUUAAGACGGUCGAUUAUGCGAUUUCACGCCAAGAAGAAGUCCAGAUAAGCCAGAAAAAGCUACCAUGCUAGAACGGACUUAGUUUUUAACGCCACCCAGUGAAGAACAAAGACAAUGAGUGGAAAAUCGGUUAAUGAUACUUAAAUUCACACCAGUUAAGAUGCACUGCGUAAUAAUUUAUAAACACCAACUUUAAAAAUACCGGAAUAAGGGCGUUAGAAAAAGGGCAAAUAAAUAGAAUAACUAAAAAAUGCACAAAUAAAAUUAUAGAAAGGGCUACCACAAAUACACAGACAAAUUGGGUAAAAUGGGCCCUAAUUUACUGAACCGAAGUUAACCUAUUUAUCGUCAGACGGUAUUUCCUGUUACUGUCGGCUGUAUAUUAAUUCAAGAAAGAAUGGGCACCCCCAGAUCUAUUGGGCAUUUCAAGAACAAACAAUUUCCGACUGUGAGAUCACUCUGCAUUGAAUGUAUUUCAAUUUGACCGCGCGAACUACAAGAUGUGGCAUGUGUCUCACAGCAGAGUAGGCGCAGGGCGAGAACUUGCAUGCGAAGUAGUUUACAGUGACGUCAGACUUGCGCAUGAUAUGACGCUCUCAUCCCUCUCACUUAUCUCGUUCUGGUGACAGACAGGGUCAGUGCGACCGGAAGCGGGCUGUAGCCCAGUAAAUGGCAAAAAUAUAAAAUUUACGCGUGCCACGCACGGAUGGUCGGCAUACAACUGGCCAGAUCCUCGCGGAAACAAGAAAUGGACGGCUCGGAUCCCAACAUAAUGAGUGCCAUUAGAGCCACAUUAACACGAACCGCCCGCAGUCCAUCCUGAGGAGGAUCCGUUUAGCCCGUUAAUUGGUUGCCUCUCAAGUCACCGCCUUUAGCGCGCCGUGAUAGCUUAAAUGUGCAUCGGGUUAUUUACAGUGAGGAACGCACCGAAUUAUACUAGCGAUUAGGCCACCGGAGAAGGACUCCCUCUAUCGUCUGUCUAUUUUCACCAGACGAUUGUUCGAGCCGAUCAACUAACUGAUGCCCUAGUAGCAACCGAUAUCGAGUCGAUAUACGGUUAAUAGCGAUUUAUCGAGAAAAGUAUGUCUCUCACGUAAUUGGCCACCUCGCUCAUGCAAUCCGGCUUUUCAUUGGUUGCCGUUCUUUGGUCGUUUAUUGAUUGCGCGCACACGCUGGCGCGCCAUUAUUUCGCGUGAGCGGCGUGGAACGCGUGAGUUGACAGUCUUUGCACUUACCUGCCAUUCUUCAUUUAUAUCUCUUGUUUGAUACUGUUACAUGUUAACCAUGUUUAGGCAGGAAUCCCGGAGAACACGAUUACGUCGGAUUAAGAGGUAUGGAAACGAGGAUUUCCAGUAAGUGAUGGUAAAUAACGCCGUUAUAACUCUCAGGAGCCACAGGAGAACGCCGAUGACUUUCGAGCAUAAUGCUAUCAGGGAUGUAAGCAAAUGGCAACGCUGCUGUCCAAAAUCGAUGUCAUUGAGAGCCACAGGAAGGUUAUUUCCUACUACUGGACAAUAGCUUCCGCAACCAAUUGGUGGGCAACCUAAUUUAUAACUCCCUCUUGCGUUAGACCUCCUACCUCACAUGCCUUGGUGGGCACAAUGUGGACGACUUCGUGAAGUGA